CGCCCCAGUGCCUGCUGCUCUUCUCCCCCAAAUCCAGCCCCGCCGCCGAGCACCUCCGCCCCAACGCCAGCGACUCCGCCCACUACCCAUCGCCGGACCCCCCGCGACCUCCGCCCUCUACCCCAACGCCGGCGACCCCCACCAUCUGCAUCUCCCCUCCCCUUCUCUCCAGCAAAAUCCACCGGAUCGACUCGACCCACACAGGCCGCGCCCAGAUCUGCCGGUAGAGGAGGAGGAGCCUCCUCCCGCCACCACCUUGCCUCCUCCCGCCACGAGCAGAGCAGAUCGGGCCGCGUGACAGCGGGCAUGGAGGAGGACGCGGCGGCUGCUGCUGCCGUGGCACCCGACUCGUGGGAGACGGCCUACCUCGAUGGGUCCAUGAGCCGCCUGUUCCUCUCCUCCUCCUCCUCCGGUGGCGCAGCGCAAAGGGUCUCCUCCUCGCCCGACCUCGCCCACGACCACCAUCAGCUUCUCGAUGGUUCAGGGCCCGCCGCCACUUCAGGCCCCCCUCAUCCCACCACCGGUUCAGGGCUCGUCCCUGGACCAGAUGUUCAAGUACAGCCCCAUCCACCGCAUCGACCUGGAGCCAGAUCCUGGGCUUUAAUGUUUCUUCGUGAGCAUCAGUAAAAAGAAGUCGGAGGAAGAAUAUUUCUUGCUCAUUGGAGCUAGUUCUGAGAGUAAUGGAGUCCUUUAUGCUGCUCCUAUUUGUAUGUGUGUUAUGUGAUGUAGCAGAAUGUGGCUCCUGUGAUUGUACACUUGUGGAGCUUGUUAUCUGAUUGUAAACUUGAUGCUGAUCACAUUUGUAUGUGUGUUAUAUGAUGUAGCACUUUGAUGGUUGA
Triticum dicoccoides is the source of this 839-nucleotide messenger RNA. RefSeq lists its product as uncharacterized. The transcript has 3 exons. The record is from RefSeq and is a predicted model, not a curated record. NCBI's taxonomy places the organism in Eukaryota, Viridiplantae, Streptophyta, Magnoliopsida, Poales, Poaceae. The coding region runs from base 307 to 627 and encodes 106 amino acids.